UUAAUAAUUUGUAUUCCACUGGAAUAAAAAUUUAAUUUCUGUCUUUAUCAAAUCUCUAUUUCAGAGUAUUUGUACGUAUGUACUUAUCGUCUGCUGUAUGAUCGAAUAUCGAAUAGGCGCUUGGCCAUGGAUCGCUGCAUUAGGUUUUCGUAAUCCCCGAAACCCAGACAAACCACUAUGGAAGUGCGGAGGUUCCCUGAUAUCGGCUAGGCAUGUUUUGACCGCAGCACAUUGUGCACAUAUGGAUGGAAUAGAAAACAUACACAAUCAUAAUAUUGUCAUUCUUAGAUUGGUGGAGGAGGUGCCAUUUUCGAGGUACGUAUAUCCCAUUUGUACGAAAGAGCCCCUACGAAAGAGCAACUUCGUCGGCUAUAACCCCCUUGUUGCUGGAUGGGGAGCAUUAAGAUAUAGACGACCACGACCUAAUGCAUUAAUGGAAGUACAAAUGCCAGUGAUUAAGAACGCCGAAUGCAAAAUAGCUUAUUCCAAAUUUCCUAAUGCACCUGAUAUCACUGAUGGUAUAAUAUGCGCCGAACAUGCUCAGGGUGGAGAGGAUUCUUGUACGGCUGACCGCGGCGGACCACUGCUGAUACAACAUGAAUUAACCUCGUAUUUAAUAGGAAAACAGUGCAGGAUGCUGUGAUUCGUUUCUUGUGGUCGGAGGUUAUGUUUGAUGCCUAUAUUUAUCAAAGAUUUAAUGCACAUUAUGGAGAAAGUGUUUUGUCACGAAGUGUGUUUGAAUGGGCACAAAAGUUCAAAGAAGAUCGCACGAGUGUUAUGAAAAAACAGCUGGACGCCCGUCCACAUCCACGAUGACAACAUUGAACGUGCUCAUGAACUUAUGCUCUAUGGAAUAGACGAGUGACACUGGAUAAUGUGGCAAAUCAUUUGCAAAUCAGCCACGGCUCUGCUUAUGCAAUAGUGCACGACAGAUUUGGAUUUUAAAAAGUUUGUGCGAGAUGGAUGCCGAAAAAGCUGAUGAAAAGGUGAAGACCACGAUGCAUUCGUGGUUCGCAGCUCAGCCCAAAACAUUUUUUAAUGAGAAAAUACAAAGGUCCUUCGGCAAAUGGACAAAGUGUAUACAGAAAUCGAGUGAUUAUGUCAAAAAAUGAUGUAUGUCUUUUUUGACAAUUGCUUAAAAUAAAUUCUACACCGACAGAGCGGGCUGUUAAUCUAGAGGCUGGAGUACAAAGAAGUGGCACAAUGAUGUGGGCUGAUGACAUUUAUUAUUA
Bombus huntii is the source of this 1232-nucleotide messenger RNA. Its product is annotated as venom serine protease Bi-VSP-like. The transcript has 7 exons. Lineage: Eukaryota; Metazoa; Arthropoda; Insecta; Hymenoptera; Apidae. The coding region runs from base 98 to 643 and encodes 181 amino acids. Gene Ontology annotation, molecular function: serine-type endopeptidase activity. The record is from RefSeq and is a predicted model, not a curated record. Gene Ontology annotation, biological process: proteolysis.